Messenger RNA from Zootermopsis nevadensis, 2734 nucleotides. NCBI's taxonomy places the organism in Eukaryota, Metazoa, Arthropoda, Insecta, Blattodea, Termopsidae. The record is from RefSeq and is a predicted model, not a curated record.
CUUACGAGGUACAAUCUUGUCAGCAACGAAGGAAGCUCUCCGAGAAACAGAUCCAUCGGAACAAUAUUUAAACAGACCUCAAAACCCUCUUUUCUUCAAAACUGAAAACAAUGCUAAUGAAACAGAAUACUACCAUCAGGAUAAUGAACACGGUCUGAGUCACGCACUUAAGAAAAAACCCGCUGAAUCCUAUAAGGAAACUGCGGUUCAGAACUGUGAUCCUGGGCCUGAUUUAACUACCUAUCAUUCUGAGACUGUGAAACUGAGAGGUUCAAUAAUUAGACCAGCAAUGCUUCAACAAACAUCCAGGACAUACGAGCCCAUAUUGGAGUUCCCAGACGUGCCAGAAGGGGGGAAGUUCCAUAUCAAGGAGUUAGAUCUAUCCGAGGGCGUCUUCGUCUUCGGUUACAUCAGCAGUUUUCUCUCCUGGAUACAACCCUACGAGUUCCCAGUCGAACUUUUGAGAGAUGCCCUUUGGAAUGGCGUAUCGGUGGGCGAAUUUAUCAUUCAGUCCCUGCAGGUGGAGGCUGCGUUCAUCGUGUGCCUGACGGUAGGAGUUCUUCUGGCCCUCGGGGCGCCAUGCAUCCUGGGAACCCACGCCUGCUACCGUAUGCUCAACUCCAGGCGAGACACCGGGAGAACAGAAGAUUCUUCCGAUGACACAGCGAAUUGCCGAAGAUGCUCUCUGAUGCUUGCUAUGCAGCUCACCUCCGUUCUUCUCGUUGUGGGCAUCGUGUCAAUGUUUGUGACGAACGAGCAGCUGACGCGUGCGGUGGACCUGACGCCAAACGUCGUGCACACGGCAUUCAAUGACGUCACAACGUUUCUGCACAACUCGCACCAGCAACUACGUUUCGUCAUCACCAAGUCUCUGGACCAUUCGGUUGCCGUCAUUAACAAUGAUCUCGACAAUGUGGAAGAACUUCUUGGUCGCCCUAUACAGGAAGAAUUGGCCAUGGAGACUGGAACAGAUGUAGCAUUGGAUGCACUCAUAGAUGUCAGCACAGAAGCGAUAGUCAUGUCUGAGAGGGUGAAAGCGCUGCUGACGUCAUGCGCCGAAACGCUAGAGCUCGUUGCCGAGACUCGGGAGCGUCUGGCUGACCUGAACCUGCAGGUGGAUGUCUUCCGCCUUCAGUGCCCCUCAAGAUACCGACCCCUGUGCGACACCGUGGAUACAGGGGGACUCGACGUGAGGCUCCGCCUAGAUGCCCUGGUCAGUGAUGACAGACUGGCGAAGAUCAAGGGUCUCGGGGACGGCAAUUUGUCCCUGGAAACGCAGCAAGCCCGUGGACAAUUCCAUUUCAUUCCUCAACGAGUAGAGAAAGAGACUAGGAACGCGCGGAACGGCGUUAAACGACAACUAACAAGGCAGAAGGAAGUUCUGUACGACUCUAUCUGGUCCUUGGACGUCAUAACGCGAGACAUCGCUUAUAAAUCAGAAGAUGCGCGAAAUAAGGUGCUGCAGAUAGCCAAAGAAAUAUCCACAAUCGAUCAGUGGCGCUGGUUUAUAGGAUUCGGUUCCGCGAUGUCGGUUACACUCGUCUGGUUGCUGCUCGUCUAUGGUAUCAGCUGUGGUUGUUGCGGAUCACAGAAACGAGCGACCCACAUUUUGUUAGCAUCUGUGGUACUGAUGUGCAUAUUCUCUGUGGCACUGUGGGGGGUCGCACUGGGGGCCCUAUUUGUAGGAGGUCAUGGCGAAGUGUUUGUGUGUCGUCCCCUGUAUGACGAGCCAGAGUUUAGCACUCUGACUCACCUUGUGGACCAACCCAGUGUGCUGUUCCAGAAAGGUGGUGGGUUCUUCUCGAACCUCCUUUAUGGCAACAGCACCAUGGAUGUUCCAAUUCGAGAUGUGCUACAAAAGUGCAAGAAGAAUGGGUCCGCAUACUCAACAUUCAGACUGAAGCAGGUGUUUGACAUGGAUGCAGCAACCAACCACAAAAGAUGGGAUUUAAUGCAUGCAGAACUGGAACGCCUACAUGUAAACCUAACAAACCUGCAGCUCCUCACUCCAGGUCUACAGUACCAGUUGCAGGCACUCUUGCAUGCCACCACUGUUAAUCUUACCAACCAUCGCACCCAGAUGUCAGGACAAGUGACUGGUAAGGACCUCUCAUCUUUUGCGGAUCAGAUGACGAGUGUGGCCAAUCAGAUCACAGACAUGUCCACACUGUCCAGACUGGACACACUUGCCUCUACAACACGUCAGCUGGUGAUCAGCCACAUUCAACCUCUGGAACGACAUAAGGUAGAUCUGGUGUACCAGCUGACUGCUCUGGAAAUGAAAAUGGUACCUCUUCAAAGACAAGUGAACCAGUCAUUAUCCCACCUCAAGACAAUACAGUAUUUCAUCAAUAAUCAAGGCAGCAACAUUGCAUAUGAGAAAUUUCAGGACUACAGAAGACGUCUAGUGAGCUAUGUGGACCAAUACAGGACACAUGUAUUGAACAUGACACAAUUGAAUGUAGCCUCCUGUCAACCUGUCUGGAACUUAUACCAAGCUGCAAGACUCUUCUUCUGCCGACACAUAAUGGAUCCCUUGAAUGGGUUCUGGUUUGCAACGGUUUGGUGUUUACUACUCUUCCUAACUGCCACUUCACCCUGCCUUAAGCUAAUUGACCACUACAGACACCUCAGACAAAACAACAUUUCCGAAAGCCCAUCAGAAACUCUAAUGAUUUCUGAACAAGGAACAUCUUGGACAACUCCUGGGGAUCCUGAACCAGAUGGCUGGUAG